GCUCAGAUCCGGAUGACAAACAUGGCGGUUUGCCCUGCCCGACAAAAAUACCUCGAAUUUUGCAUAUUUUGAGAAGAAAAAAUAUAAUAAAAGCAACAUUGUGAUUCUACCAGACCAUAAUCAAUGCUGUCAGUCUACACAAAGUUUUGAAUUGGUUUCACAUCGAAUCAUUUUUGGCGUCAUGAGAUCUCUCCGUGAGACUACUAUUUGGAAAGCUGCUUGAGGUCAAACAACACAAUUAAGAUGGACUUGAAAUCUAGUUCUUCUAGUAUUAGUAGUAGUACCAUUACUGACAAUCGAGGACGCCCAACAUCACGUGGAAGCGGUGGCAGUUCACCACUCACUCGUGAGCGUUCACGGUCCAGUUGCCGAACUGACGUUUUCUUGCCGAAGAGCAGCCAUAUCCAUGUAAAGAGGCAGGAAUCUGAUCGUAGUAAUCGUGACAGAAUCACCAGAUUCGCAAGCCCUUCGCGUGCCGAAUUUAACCGCCACGAGGUUAUUGUACCUCGUGUUCAGCAGUCCUACCAUACUAGUUUAUCUGCUGUCGUCCCAGCGCAGAGAUUCAAUGCUGAUAAAGAAAACCAUGAUGACUAUGCCUCAUCGGAGGGUUCAUCUUAUUUAAACACAAGUCAUGAGAGCGAUAAGGGUUCGUUUUACUCCGAAGUAGAGGGGGCAAAUUAUUGGAACAGUCGACGCAAUGCAAGACCGUACGCAAGUCUUCCUGUGUCGCAGGGACACAUUUUGAAUGAUCGUGUUCAAGCAUUGAAUCGGCGUGCCGAUGAACUGAUAAGGGAUCACUGCUUAGAACAAGAGCGCUUCCGUCAAGAACUCUACGAUAUUGCCACUGGUAAACCACCAAGGAUGUCUCAGAAUAGCAAUGAUACUCCUAGCAGCUGUGGAUCUUCUCCCCUGAAGUCUCCGAGUCCAAGUAAAAGUCCACCGGGACAUCGAAUGGGCUGCAGUACGCCAAAAUCUAAGGAUGAAAACGCCAAUAAUAAUGGUGACUAUUCGCAAUCAUCUGGUGAUUCAUUAAUGCAGAGCGCUUCCGUCAGUGACUCUGCACUACAAAAUGGUGCUGUCGGUGUUGGUCCGUCAUCCAACGCACUAGGUUCGAAAGAGGUCAAGGUGUCUAGGUCGGCGUCCGAGCGGAGCCAUUGCACGACAAACGGCAGUGCCAAAGAUAACUUCAGCAAACGGACAGUUGGACCGCAAUAUUAUUAUCACGAGAAGAAAGUUACGUAUUAUGAUCUCGUUGAGAAAUUUGGUGACAUUGGAGAUGAUCCCGAGGCCAGGGUGGCUAUGAAAGAACUGGGGAUGCUGAAAGGGAAUGAGUCGGGCGAGGAGCCCCAUUCUGUCCCUAGCACGCCGAAAUCUAGCGUGAAAUCCGAGACCCGGUCAGAUCAUGACACAGUCUCUACUACGUCCAGUAAAAAGUCACUUGCGGUCACAAUUUCUAACUUCAUUAAGAAGAUGUCACCGAGGAUGCACCGUAAAUCAUCGCGCUCGUCGGAAAGAAGUUGCAACGAUGACGGGAAUUCUUCUGGUUGUUCUAGUGUCUCGGGCAGCCCAGCGCAUAAACCGUCGCGAUCGAAGAGUCCUUUGUCUUCGCCCAUUCGAAAACUGAUGGGGCAUUCUGGGAGGCGUUCGCGUGAACAGUCGCCGGUUUCCGCGUCCAGAAGCAAUAGCUCAGAAAAUGACUCAGGCGAUCGAUCGGAGAGUAGUAGUCAGAGAUCAGACAAGUCUGGUCAAAAGUUUGACAAUAAUACACGAGUUAUGUUGAAGUCGAUUGAGGACAAUAAGAAAACAGAAAAAAGUGUGUAUCAGAAUUUUAAGGGGAGACAAAAGUCUGGUGAUGCAGAGCAGAAGCCUAAGCGUGUUGAGAGUAAAUCGGGUGAGGUUGAAAAGCAGCCGAUCCGUGUGAAGAAGGCGAGUGAUCCUGAGGCGCCUACAGUGAUGAUAUCCGAGGUCUCCGCGAUGGCUCAACCGAUGCGCUCACCGCCGCCGCCGCAGAGUCUGAACAUCCGAAGUAUCGCACGAUUGUCGAAGAAGGGCAUGAAGAGCACGGUGUCGAAUGAUUCCAUCGGAGAAUGUUCCUUGGAUGUGACGAUGACAGGGAGUGAACCCUCCAUUGCCAGUGGUAAUGGUCACCACUCCAGCUCUGUCUCAAAGCACACCCUGCUUAGCCAGGAUAAUAUUGGCGCCCCCAUAGGGCAGAAUGCGCACCACCAGAGCAGCUCAGAUUCGGAGCUAACGAACAUUGCCGCGCAAACGGAAAGAGACGAUUCGGGCAAAGUCCAGUCAUAUGUUCAUUUAAGUUGUGCAUUAGGCGGAUACAAUUCUAGUAAUAAAUAUACGACAUAUUCGCCGGACGAUAAGAAGGUCGGAAAAAACAAUUCAGCGUCUAGUCUAGUUAAGGGUGAUGGGGUUAAGAUUGAAGUGAACGGGAAGGUGCCAGAAGUGAAUGGGCAUGUUUGCGUGCCGGAACAGAACGGUAGCGCGCAGCGCGAUUCGGUGAUACAGGAUGAUGAUGUGUUUGUCACAGGCACGCAGACGGCCGAUCGGACAGUCACGAAACCGCCGCAGAAUAUGGUGAUUUCGCGCCAACCGGUCGCAACGUCGGCGAGUGGCGAUGCGGGAAAUAGACUGAGUAGCAGUGGUGAUAAACACGUUGUGAUAUCGACGGAACCUGGACAUAUCCCAGAUUCAAAUAGUUUGGAUAAAUCUACAGCAAAGGAUGGCAAUUAUUACCUUGAUGUGGUGCGGCGAGAGACGGUGGCACUCGAAGCGUUAAGCGCUCGAGCGGAGGAAGAUUUAAAAACACUGGAAACGAAUCCAGAUGUUUCUGAAGAAGUGUGUGGCAUCAUCAGGGCAGCUAUAGGAAAAGCUAAAUUAUUAGUGACACAGAAAUUUGAACAAUUCAAGGGACUUUGUCAUGAGAAUUUGACUCAAGAUCCCAGCAAAUCCCUCCGAACAACAUCUGAAGACCUUGGCGGGUUCUGGGACAUGGUCAUGUUGCAAGUUGAAGACGUACAGAAUCAGUUCCAAGAUAUCAACGAAAUGAAAAAUAACAGAUGGAAGGUGGUAGUCAAAGUGGUAACAGUGAAAAGAACUCUUAGUUCCUCAAGUCAGAAAUCUAACGAUGGCAGUCAUGCAGAGACGAAAACUGGUGUUGCGAGGCCGAAAACGCCUCGUGGUAACACGGCCCCGAAACCAACAAAGACGAAAGUAGCAGCUGAUAGAGACAAGGCCCGUGAAGAGGCGAGGAAACGAUUAAUGGAGGCGAAAAAAGCUGCGCGGCGAAAGCGUAUGAAUAGUCAAUCGAAUGACGAGGUCGAGAUAUUUAUUUCCGACCCGCACACGACGGCACCAGCUAAUUGAUUCAAGAGUCACCCGGUGGUGGCAAUGUAAACUAAAGUGACUCUGUCCAAAAAUGUUGUGCACUUGAAUGGUUGGGUUGUGUGCCUUGAAAAUUGAUGAAUUUUACACUUUUAGGGGACCAUGUGCUUAAUUUAAAAAGAGAUAAAUAGGCAUUCGAAGUAAUUUUGAGAAAAUAUUUAGGAUUUUGUAACCAAGGGUUAUGGAUAGUGUAAGAAAUUCAAACAAAUGAUGCAACUACUGACUAGUCGCAGAGAAUGUUUUCCAAACUGUUAAUCUUCCCAAAGAAUGGAAUGUAGCCUGUGUUUUGUUGGAGAGUUUUAAUACUGUGGUAAUAUUUUAUUGAAUGUUGAAACGCUUUUGUUUGGGUGUUUGCUAGAGAUAAGUGUUCAACAUUGUUGUAAACAGUGUGCAGUUGUCUCGUGAGAGCACAUUCUUCUGUCCUAAUGCAGUUUGUGUGCACCCGCCACCUUUGAUGCCUGUUGGGAUGGUUUGGGGCUCACUAAUGGAGGAUGCUGGAAUGUUGUUAUGUCCGUUACAUCAGUGUCGCUUCAGUAGAGAAGAAACAGGAUCUCAAUUUGGUGCCAAAAGCGUGUUGGACAACUGACUGUACCAAUUUAUUUUCUACACCCAAGUCAAAAUGUACAAUCAUUUUUGAUUUGCCAGUGUAUACGCUCAGGUACCCCUAGUAUUGUAAAACUUUCCAGAAGGUCAAAAUUCACAAUGAAUUUUAUAAUACUUUUUAAGAAAAGGUAAUGCUUGCAUCAAACCCUCAAAAUGCAUUUAUUUUCUUGGAUAAUUUCGGCAAAGUAUUACUAGGCUUUGUAGGCACAUGUUGGCUUGUGUUUUCAGAGUUGCUUUUAUAGUCUGCUUGUGCUUCAUUUAGAGCUUUGAAACUGGGCGGGUCCAUAGACUAAUUUUGAAUUCUGAAAAUAUGCAGAACACUUCGUGUGUUGAAUCUUUCUUUUAAUAAACUCUAUUAGCUUCUGUCUGAUUUUUUUGGCUGAGAUAUAUUUGCUAUCGUCAAAGACAUCAAAUGCGUUUUCUUAAGAAAUUGUUUAAAAUUGCAGCACGAUUAAUACCAAAUGUAAUUUGUUUUUGAAAUAAGCGAUUUUUGAGCCAAAUUAAUCGUGACCUCAAUAAAUCAUACUUUUUGUGGAAUAACUUCAAGGUCAUUGUUUGUGUUAAUGACCUUGACCUUUGAUGGCUAUUGUUAUAAUGGAAAUGAAAUAUUUUGUGACCUUUCAUAAUUGUAUGUGCGCGAAGAUUGCCCUCGGAUUGGCCCUUGUCCCUUUUCUAUACAUUUCCUGUGUCGAGGGCAGUUCUUGAAUGCAUUUGAAAAUGUACACAAACAUUCUACCACCAUCUGUAUUGCCCUCUGAAUACGAACUAUGUGCCUGCAUUUGUGACAUCUGCCAGAAUUAUGGGCAUAAUAUGUUACAAGUCUCUGACCUUACACAGGUUUUCCAGCUUAAUGAGGAGUACUUACCUUGGAAAUUGAAUAGCUUGCCAUAUUGCUGUGAGUGUGUCACAGACCUCGUCAUUUAGGCGCAGGCAUAUCGCCAGAUGUUUCAGGAUGUGACACAGCAGCCCAACAUCUCAGAAGAGUGUGGUCUCCGCGCAAAGACGUAUCUGAAAAUGAUCCUUUUAAAUGAAAUGUUGGAUAAAUGAAAACCAGUUAGUGUACAUUAUAGUGUACCAAUAUCAGAUAAUUUAUAUGUAUAAAUUUGUAACCUGCAUGUUUCUCAUAGAGGAAUAUAUUGUACCCGGUAAAGCCUAUUAUUUUUGUGGCCCUGGUGUUGUGAUCAACGGAUGCGGAAUAACCUGGUAUCUAUCCAGCAUUUACUAUUAAAUUGACAUGGAUGUAAAGAAAUAACUGGCUACUCUACCCUGUAGAGUAGAUGUACUAGACUACUGGGCAGCAGUGAUCCACUAAAUUUGCACUCUGUUGCACCCAAGUUCUUCAUAAAAAAUAUGUGAUAGCUAUCAUGUUCCAUAUGCAGUCAGUCCCGGCUGGUUUUAGUUGAAUUCUGCCUGACACAAGGUCACAAGUAUGAUGCGCUGUACCAUGUUUACAGUAUUUGUAAAUAAAUAUGUAACUAUUUUGGGCCGGGAGUGAAGAACUAUUUUGCGGAUGCCAUGUUUUUUCUCCGCACCACUCUCUGCCUGAAUUCGGUGAAGUUUCGUUCAAUAUGGCUGUGACAUUUACUGUUGGAUUUUAGGGAUGUUUUGGCUAACUUUAGUCACCCUCUCGUGUAGCAGUAAUUUUAAAUCGUUUUAAAAAUGAAGAUCAUCUUAUUUGCAAUAUAUAAUCGUGAUCACAAAACCAUUUUAUUCUUCUCUGGUUAAGUUCGAGUGUACUAGUAGCCCAGACUAUAAGCUGUUAAUUGAUAAUCCAGGAAUUUGUAGUAUGUAAUUUGAAUUGAAUCUACAUCAGAGGCGAUUUUUAAAUUCUGUUUUAUUUGAGCCUUAAAGUUUGUAUGGUUUGAAAGAAGGCUGGGUGAUUGAAGUUAGUCCUCGGGCCGUUUGUUACAAAAUUUCUGAAAAUAGAAUGAAUUGUCCUCCCUGCAAAAUGAGUUAAUUUAUUUUGCUUUUCUGCCAAUUAUAGAGACGAUUCUUGAUUGUCUACUUUAACCUCCUCAUGACUGUUUUAGUCAUUAUGAGAGCCUGCUUAUCCUUAUAAUCCAACCAUUUCUAUGGUCAUUUCUGUCGGGCGUGAAGAGCCCCGCGAUCAGCCAAUUAUGUGUACAAAGUCUGGACCAGUUCUUGGUAUAUGUAUAAAGUUUAUAUACAAGGGGUGCCCCUUGAAUGAUUGUUCGAAUAAACUCAGAGCUGAGUGUGAAAUAA
Messenger RNA from Lineus longissimus, 6222 nucleotides. RefSeq lists its product as uncharacterized. Gene Ontology annotation, biological process: signaling. Lineage: Eukaryota; Metazoa; Nemertea; Pilidiophora; Heteronemertea; Lineidae. The transcript is spliced from 7 exons. Gene Ontology annotation, molecular function: molecular adaptor activity. Bases 244 to 3378 code for a protein of 1044 amino acids. The record is from RefSeq and is a predicted model, not a curated record. Gene Ontology annotation, cellular component: glutamatergic synapse; postsynaptic specialization.